UAUACUCGUCUUGGCUCAAGGAUCGUGACGAGAAUCAUGGUCUUGUUGUUGCUAACUUGCUAUCCAAGAUGGAGUCCUACACAUCGCCCCAGCCAUCGUGUAACUCCUCCUUCCCAAUCCGCCUCAAAGCCGGCCUGCGAUGUUAUCGUAAGUUUCCUUAAUUCCAGCUGGGCCUUCCUCAACAGGCACAUCAGAAGACAACGGCCCCGCGAUGUCACCGCAAGCUUCCAGGAGAUCAGCGGAACUUCCUCACUAGGCACUUCGGACGACAUCUGCACUGCGAUGUCACUGCAGGUUUCCAUGGUAUCAACAGGGCCUUCCACAAGAGGACUCGGAGUGAUUUCCGCCCUGCGAUGUCACCGCAGCCAUGAUAUCACCAGAUCUCUCGCCGCCUUCCUCAAAGGGCACUUGGGAAGAAAGCUACCCCGCGAAGUGGCUAGCACUGUUAGUCGGGAAGGAGUACAAGAUCCUCAAGAUAGGAAUCAGGUUGGGACCCAUUGGGGGCAACUUGGAAAGUUGGGGCAACCGUUGGGGAGCUGUUAGCCUGCUCGUCGAUGAGGUGCAGGAUCUCUUGGCCCGGUACUGGGUCUCGCCAACUCACGCGGCGUCACGCCUCUCACGCUUGUUUGAGUUUUGCAUUAUGCUUAAAUUAGGUGCAGACAAUCGGCUUCGGCGCGGCUGUAUCUUCAGAUUCGGAAGGCCAACGGGAACAUGCUCGCCCGCAUCGGAGAUGCGCAGCGCCGGACGGCCAGGCGACUAAGUUAUUCGCCCACGAGGCUUUCGGUCGGCCCUCUCUUCGGGAA
Messenger RNA from Colletotrichum phormii, 803 nucleotides. RefSeq lists its product as uncharacterized. The record is from RefSeq and is a predicted model, not a curated record. The transcript is spliced from 2 exons. Lineage: Eukaryota; Fungi; Ascomycota; Sordariomycetes; Glomerellales; Glomerellaceae. The coding region runs from base 37 to 543 and encodes 168 amino acids.